UCGAUCCCUGUCCCCGAUCCUCGGCUCACCACACUCCAAAGCAGCAGCAGCCUGCAGCUCACUGAUCGUCCUCUACCUACUAACAAUCAAUCCGAUCCAGCCUGCUUGUUGCCUAGCUUAGCUUGCCGCAGCAGCCAGCAGCGUCAGCAGCCUUGAGCAUGGACAUGGGCAUGGCCACAGGCGGCGGCUUGGACUUGGAUGAGCUGAAGGUGCUGGCGAUGAGCCCCGGGGGCUCGGCGGCGUCGGCGGCCGCGGCGGGCAGCGAGGACGAGGCCGACCUGCGCCGGGGGCCCUGGACCGUCGAGGAGGACCUCCUGCUCGUCAACUACAUCGCCGCCCACGGCGAGGGCCGCUGGAACUCGCUCGCGCGCUCUGCAGGCCUGAAGCGCACCGGCAAGAGCUGCCGCCUCCGGUGGCUCAACUACCUGCGCCCCGACGUGCGCCGGGGCAACAUCACGGCGGCGGAGCAGCUGCUCAUCCUCGAGCUCCACUCGCGGUGGGGCAACCGCUGGUCCAAGAUCGCGCAGCACCUCCCCGGCCGCACCGACAACGAGAUCAAGAACUACUGGCGGACGCGCGUGCAGAAGCACGCCAAGCAGCUACGCUGCGACGUCAACAGCCGCCACUUCCGCGACGUCGUGCGCCGCGUCUGGAUGCCCCGCCUCGUCGAGCGCAUCCAGGCGGAGUCGUCAGGCGCCGGCGCCGGCGCUGGUGCUGGUGCCGCUGCCGAAGGUGGUGGCCAGGCCCAGGCGGCGGCGGCGCCCGCGGUUGCGCCGGCAUCGACCACGGCCAGCGCGCCGGCCGCGUACCAUCUCGGACCGUACGGCGGCCACCGGCAAAGCGCCGACGUCGUCGUCCCGCCGAAUGGCUACGCCGACGCGGACUACUACAGCUACAGCGAGCCUGGCCAAGCGGCGGCGCCGGCAGCCAUGAGCCCAGACAACACCUCCAGCGCGCUGCGGUCGACGCUGACGGACGCCUCGCACGCGGCGCAGCAGCAUCAUUACGCCACGUCGGCCGCGACUCCGACGAACGAAGGCUGUGGGGUCGGUGGUAAGGCCGCCGGACCGAUGAUGGACGGCGACGGCGUGGUACAGGAGGAGGACGAGGACGUGUUCGCCGGGACCAGGUCGGAGCUCCUCGCGACCGCCGGCCGCGACGACGACUCCAACUCCAAGAUCGGCCUGCCGGACUUCGAGUUGGGCGAUUUUGAGAUGUGGAGCCUGGAGGAUCUUUGCUUACAGCAGCUGUGCUGAUCAAUUAGUGCUGAUGCAGAUGCACGUACGCAACUACUACUAGACAAGAUAGAGGGACACAUCAAGCCACAAAGUGAAUAAUAAUACUCAACAUGUGAAAGAAUAUUGUCGGAGACAAAAAAAAGAGGAAAAAAUCAAGACAAGGACCACAUGUACAUCAGCAAGGAAAUCAGUGAAAAAAACUUAACCAAGAAGACCUUCUCACAUA
Molecule: messenger RNA, 1464 nt
Organism: Panicum virgatum (switchgrass)
Lineage: Eukaryota; Viridiplantae; Streptophyta; Magnoliopsida; Poales; Poaceae
Product: transcription factor MYB2-like
Exons: 2
Coding region: 159-1256 (365 amino acids)
Biological process (GO): regulation of DNA-templated transcription
Cellular component (GO): nucleus
Molecular function (GO): DNA-binding transcription factor activity; sequence-specific DNA binding
Source: RefSeq, a predicted model, not a curated record